This is a messenger RNA of Diuraphis noxia (Russian wheat aphid), 868 nucleotides long. Its product is annotated as myosin-2 essential light chain-like. Gene Ontology annotation, molecular function: calcium ion binding; myosin heavy chain binding. Gene Ontology annotation, cellular component: myosin II complex. The record is from RefSeq and is a predicted model, not a curated record. NCBI's taxonomy places the organism in Eukaryota, Metazoa, Arthropoda, Insecta, Hemiptera, Aphididae.
GUCAUGUCACUGUUAUUUUUGUCAUGAUUUUUAUAAAAAUUCCAUAGAAAAUUAAGCAAUGAAUCACGAUUGACUAAUCAACAAUCUAGUAAUGACAAAACCUUAGAAUUUACGAAUCCGAAAAAUUAUUGUCUUGUUCACUACUAUUAACACUAUUAUUAACAUUAUUACAAAAUAUAAUAAAAUCAAACAAGUAACAUAAUGAGUAAAACGGCGUUUUAUUCGGAUGAACAUCUGUCUGAAAUGCAGGAAGCAUUUCAAUUAUUUGAUAUUCGAGGGGAUAACAAAAUACAUAUUUCACAAAUUGGCAAUGCUCUAAGAGCAUUAGGUCAAAACCCAACAGAAUCUGAUGUUAAUAAAUUUACUCAACAACACAAAGCAGAUGAAAGAAUAACAUUUGAAGUAUUUCUACCAAUUUAUCAAGCAAUUUCAAAAAAUCGAUCAUCCAAUACUGCUGAAGAUUUCAAUGAAGGAUUACGCCAUUUUGACAAAGAUGGUAAUGGAUAUAUAUCAUCUGCAGAACUUCGUCAUCUCCUUACGAGUCUAGGUGAAAAAUUGACAGAUGAUGAAGUUGAACAAUUAUUGGCCGGACAAGAAGAUUCUCAAGGGAAUGUUCUUUAUGAAGAAUUUAUUAACAUGGUUAUGUCAGGUUAAUAUAUUAUAUUAUUAAAUAAUUGGAAGAAUUCCAACAUAUUUUACUAUUUCACCAGUAUUUAAACAUUAACAUUCAUUUACAUACUGAACAAUUUUAUACAUUUAUUAAUAUAAUUUUAUAAUUCCAAAUCUAACAUUGAUUUUGUUUGUAAGUUGAAUAAUUAUUUUGUUAUUUUUAAUCACAUUCCAUAAAAACAAUAAUUCGUCCAAUUUA